CUAGAAGAGUUAACACAAGGAUGAAGAGAACUAAUCCAAUAACGAAUCCAAGAUUAUAAGACAGAUGCCAAGCUCUCUAAUCAAAGAAGAGAGGCAGAAUGAUCCCUGUGGCUGAAUUCAAGCAAUUCACAGAGCAGCAGCCGGCAUUCAAAGUGCUGAAGCCGUGGUGGGAUGUGCUAGCUGAAUAUGUCACGGUGGCCAUGCUCAUGAUCGGGGUCUUUGGCUGUACCCUGCAGGUGACUCAGGACAAGAUCAUAUGUCUACCUAGCCACGUCCCCCGGGAAAAUCUAUCAGAGACCCCAUGUGGGCAGCUGCCCCGGGGAGUCUCUGAGGAUACAGAAGACCUUCGGGAGCUCAGUGGCCUCAAGAACAACCUGGACUUACAACAGUACAGCUUUAUCAACCAGCUCUGCUAUGAGACUGCGCUCCACUGGUACGCCAAGUACUUCCCCUACCUGGUCGUCAUCCAUACUCUCAUCUUCAUGGUCUGCACGAGUUUCUGGUUCAAAUUCCCUGGAACCAGCUCCAAGAUAGAGCACUUCAUUUCCAUCCUGGGCAAAUGCUUUGACUCACCGUGGACAACUCGGGCCCUGUCCGAGGUUUCUGGUGAGAACCACAAGGGUACCUCAGGACGGGUAGCAGCCACAGCCAUAGUUGGGUCAGGAAAGGCAGGGGAGUCAGAGAAGGUGGUGACAGAGCCAGAGAAGGUGGUGACGGAACCGCCGGCUGUGACCCUCCUGGACAAAAAAGAGGGGGAGCAGGCCAAGGCCCUGUUUGAGAAGGUGAAGAAGUUCCGUGUGCACGUGGAAGAGGGUGAUAUCUUAUAUACCAUGUACAUCCGCCAGACGGUCCUCAAGGUGUGCAAGUUUCUGGCCAUCCUGAUCUAUAACGUCAUCUAUGUGGAGAAGAUUAGCUUCCUGGUAGCCUGCCAGGUGGAAACAGCAGAAGUCACGGGCUAUGCCAGCUUCUGCUGUAACCACACCAAGGCUCACCUCUUUGCCAAGCUGGCCUUCUGCUACAUCUCCUUCGUGUGCGUCUACGGCCUCACCUGCCUCUACACUCUCUACUGGCUCUUCCACCGGCCCCUCAAGGAGUAUUCUUUCUCUUCCGUGAGGGAAGAGACCGGAAUGGGGGACAUUCCUGAUGUCAAGAAUGACUUUGCCUUCAUGCUCCAUCUCAUUGACCAAUAUGACUCACUUUAUUCUAAACGUUUUGCUGUCUUCCUCUCCGAGGUCAGUGAAAGCCGGCUCAAGCAACUCAACCUCAACCACGAAUGGACACCUGAGAAGCUGCGGCAGAAGCUCCAGCGCAAUGGGCGAGGGCGGCUUGAGCUGGCACUGUGCAUGCUGCCCGGGCUGCCCGAUACGGUCUUUGAGCUGAGUGAGACGGAGGCUCUCAAGCUGGAGGCCAUCUGUGACAUCACCUUCCCUCCAAGCCUCUCCCAGCUGGUCCACCUGGAAGAGCUCAGCCUGCUCCACUCCCCUGCCAAACUCCCCUUCUCCUCCUUCAUUUUCUUGAGGGACCGACUCAAGGUGGUACGGGUGAAGUGCGAGGAGUUGCGUGAAGUGCCCCUGUGGGUGUUUGGACUCCGGAGCCUGGAAGAACUCCAUCUCGAGGGCCUUUUCCCCGCAGAACUGAGCCGGGCGGCUAACCUGGAGAGCCUCAAAGAGCUGAAGCUACUUAAGAGCCUCUCCCUGAGAAGCAAUGCAGGCAAAGUGCCCCCCAGUGUGACUGACGUGGCUGGUCACCUGCAGCGGCUCAGCAUCCACAACGAUGGGGCCCGGCUGCUGACCCUCAAUGGGCUGAAGAAGCUCACGGCCCUGAGGGAGUUAGAGCUGGUGGGCUGUGGGCUGGAGAGGAUACCCCACGCUGUCUUCAGCUUGACCGCUCUACAGGAUCUCGACCUGAAGGAUAACCACCUCCGUUCCAUUGAGGAGAUCCUGAGUUUUCAGCACUGCCGCAAGCUGGUCACCCUCAAGUUGUGGCACAACCAGAUCGCCUAUGUCCCAGAACACAUCCGCAAACUGAAGGCUUUGGAGCAGCUGUACCUCAGUCACAACAAGUUGGAGACCCUGCCUCCCCAGCUCUGUUUCUGCACCAACCUCCGCCUGCUUGACAUUUCUCACAAUGGCCUGCGCUCCUUGCCCCAAGAGGUGAGCAUCCUCCAAAACUUGCAGCAUCUUGCGCUUUCCUACAAUGCCCUGGAAGGGCUCCCGGAUGAACUCUUCUUCUGCCAAAAACUGAGGACACUGCUGUUGGGUUAUAAUAACCUAAGGCAGCUCUCACCUCGAGUGGCUGCCCUGCAGGCCCUCAGCCGGCUAGAACUCAAGGGGAACCGGCUAGAGGCUUUACCUGAAGAACUUGGCAACUGUGGGGGGCUCAAAAAAUCAGGGCUGCUGGUGGAGGAGGCUCUGUAUGAGGGACUGCCUGCUGAAGUGCGGGAGAAGAUGGAGGAGGAGUAAGAAGGGUCCCUAGGGAUUUCAUCAGCUUGGGAGACCUCACUUGGAGAGGCUAAGACUAGGGAGGGGGACACACCAUGGGAAGAAAAGGCAGAAACCAAAGGUGGGGCUUGAAGGAAGCCCUUAGACCAGUUAAGAUUUUGGAAUAGGGGUGGAGCUCCUCAUGGUGGGAUUAGUUUAAUCCUGGAAUCCAGAGACAGCCACACCUGUCUCUUUUGGCAGGUUUUCCCCCUCCAGUCUGAGGUUGGAGUCAGCCCAGUUUACUGGGCUGGGCUAGGAUGGGUAUCCUUCCUUUAUUCUUAUUCACUGAAUCAUUUGUCUUUAUUUUGAGCCCUCAACCGUGAGAAAAAAAGAGGAGGUUGUUGAAAAGAGUGAAAAGCCACACUCCGGAGGGAUCAUGAAUAUUCCACCACCUCAGUAUCUGACAUUCAUUCCCAGGAGAUUAGGGCCUGUUUCCCAAAUCCUGAAUCCAAUCCCUUAUUUAUAAACCUGUUCAUUAUAAACACUUUUUGAAGGAUUUGGGGAAUUAGAUUUUUUUUUUGAAGUUGAGAAGCUGGAAGCUCCCUGAAGAUAGU
Messenger RNA from Dromiciops gliroides (monito del monte), 3034 nucleotides. It is a transcript of the gene LRRC8E, whose product is annotated as leucine rich repeat containing 8 VRAC subunit E. The record is from RefSeq and is a predicted model, not a curated record. The transcript is spliced from 3 exons. NCBI's taxonomy places the organism in Eukaryota, Metazoa, Chordata, Mammalia, Microbiotheria, Microbiotheriidae. Gene Ontology annotation, molecular function: protein binding. The coding region runs from base 99 to 2462 and encodes 787 amino acids.